CCACGCAAUCGAAAUUCGAGUAGCGACUGGUCCGCUAUUGACCACAACACCACCGGCUCUCUUCUUCACCUCUCCACACCUUUCCUUCCUGCGUCUGCUUCUCCAACUGCACCGCACCGGUCUUCUUCUUCUUCUUUCUCUUCUUUUCCUUCUCCACUUCUUCUCGACAAUACCCUCUCAAACUAUUAAUUGACCCACACCAUCCUGCCUCGCCUAUCCUGUCCGCUUCCCAAUGGAUUCGCACGGCGGCUCUCGCAGGCAGUCACUCAAUUCGCGGUCCUUCUCCGUCGAGGACGCAGAGCAGGAACUCCGCAACUCUUCUUCCGUCGGCCGCGGCCGGCCCAGCGUUUCCAAACGACGCAGCCAUCGUCAGCGACCCUCGCUCGCUGAAGUCCAUUUCACCGAUGACCCAUCCGUCGGCGCGACUUCCACACCUAUACCAGAAUCACAUCUCCAUGUCCAUCAUCACCCACACGACCGCAGCGUGUCCCCGCAGGCCCGCGAGCUCAGUCGCGAGCGCGGACGAUCAACAAGCACGGGUGCCGACGAGGGCGCCUUUCCCGAGACCCUCGACAGCGAAGUAGACGACGGUGAUGACUCUGGCAGCACUCUUAUCCACACCACCGACAACGACGACGAAUUCGACGAUUAUUCCGAUACCGCCUCCAUCGAAUCAUUCACUCUCCGCGAGCGCCAGGACGCCAUCAACGAAACACAUCCAUUCGGUAUCCGUAUCUGGAAGCCUGCUCUUUACAAAAAGUCCCGUUCGGUCCAACGCAUCGCCGAAGGUGAUAUCCACUCUGCUCCCGGCAAAGAGGUCACAUGGACCGUCUGGUUUGGUAACUACUUUUACUCGUUCAUAUUCGGCAUACCGCUCUGGCUCGUCACAAUGCUCGGCUCCUGCAUCUGCUUCGGUUUCUUCUCCUGGAGUCGCUCGGCGCGCCAAUACGGCCGUGCUUUCUACGACCUCGCAAACUACCUCAUCUUCCCCUUUGGCAAAUUCGUCCAACUCGAUCAGGACGGCCGCUACGCUCUCGAAGACGAAGGUGAGGGCCGUAGUCUGGGCGAGUAUGAGGAAUGGCGGACCGGCAACGGUCGCGGAAGACUCUUUUUCGGUCCUUCUUCCCGCAAAGAUCGUCGUCGCACAAACUCGGGAUUGGACCCGAUCCGUGAAAGCGAUGGCUUGCUAGGCGCAAACGGUGAGCCGAACGACGGCGCGUCGGCUUCAAACUCUGCCUACGCGUCUGAUGAGGCCAGAUCGACUGACAAUGCUUCGGUCAAUUCCAUGGAAUCCGGCCUUUUGUACACAAACAAGCGCAGAUUCUUCGGCCGUGGAGACUGGAACGUCGGCCGCGUUGUUUUCUACAUCUGGUUUUAUCUGUUUGUCUAUCCUGCGCUUGUGAUCGUCGCCGGUGUGUGCUGGUUCGUGGUGUUUGCGAUCCCAAUGGCGCGCGUGAACGUGCAUCUGUGCUCUCAUCUGAGAAGACACCCGCUCGCCUUAUCGUUCCACUACGACGGUCCGUUUAGCCGUAACCAGGAGUCUCACUCUGAUAGCACAAUCCUGUUGUGCACAUACCGCGCGUUCGGCUGGAACUACUACAAGUACACCGUCGACGGAACGAACGUCUUCCUUAUGAAUUUGAUGUUUGUCGUCGUGUUCACUAUCUUUGAUCAAUAUCUUAUCUCCAAGAUUCUCGGACCCCGCACCUUCUUUACUACUCCGGGCGUCAUCUUUGUUCUUGCGCUGUUUUCGGUUAUCCCGCUAGCUUACUUCAUCGGUAUGGCCGUCGCCUCGAUCUCGGCUCAGUCUUCGAUGGGUAUGGGCGCGGCCAUCAACGCGUUCUUCUCCACAAUUGUCGAAGUCUUUCUCUACUGCGUCGCCCUUACAGAGGGCAAAGGUCGCUUGGUCGAAGGUAGUAUCAUCGGUAGUAUUCUAGCUGGUGUGCUUGUCAUGCCGGGAAUUUCCAUGUGCGCGGGUGCGUUGAAGCGAAAGACUCAGCGAUAUAAUCCCAAAUCGGCCGGUGUUAGCUCGACGAUGCUGCUUUUUGCCGUCAUUGCCGUGUUUGCGCCUACGCUCUUCUACCAGAUUUACGGAUCUUAUCAAUUGUAUUGCAUGCCCUGCAGCAGCCGUGAGCAGCCCGCGCUGGACGGUUCGGUCUGCCGAAGAUGCCAAUUUUUCCUCGACCCGAUCACGAACGACCACUUUUAUCGCUCGUCAGUGAAACCGUUUUCCUACAUUUGCGCAGUUUUGCUUUUCGUGUCCUACACGAUCGGUCUCUGGUUCACGCUUCGAACUCAUGCAGCGCUGAUUUGGCAAGCUCCUGGCGGCGGUCCUUCAGCUACCUCAGCUCCGGUUGUGCCGGUUGUCGGAGUGCAGGCGGAUGGUACUGUCGCCAGCGGAAAUGCUCAGCAAGCGAACGGUGGUGACGCCCCGUCUGUACUUCCGGUAAAUGACUACUUUGAUGAUUUUGGGAGCACGAGUGAUAGUAGUAGUUAUGUGACUGGCAAUUCUAAUUCAAAAUUCAAGCUUCCUCUUCUUCGAACCCGACCGGCAGAGGUGCAGUCGAUGCCUCUGGUUGAUAUCAACACCGCCGCCGAUGCUCCACCAAGCGAAGUGACCACGCCCAAGACACCAACUGCAGUUGUUAUCCCGACCUUAGCCGAAGACGCCAAGAAGAGCGGAGCGGCCGGAACGACGACGAGCAGCAUGAGUCCGUCGGCAGCGUCGCCCAACACGACAGCUUCGAGACGCGCGACGGUGCGAAGCCUCUUGCGACGAUCGGGCUCUACCAAGAACGCAAAGACGGCGACGAUCGAUUCGACGACUACGGCCGAGGAAGCCGCGGCUCUGCAGGGCGAGCAAGGCGCUGGUGCUGAGAUGCACGCGGGAGGCGGCCACGACGCGCCUAAUUGGAGCAAGACCAAGAGUAGCGUCGUCUUAUUGGGUGCGACGAUUCUGUACGCGGUCAUUGCUGAGAUCUUGGUCGACACGGUCGAUGUCGUUCUUGACUCGGUUGCGAUUGACGAAAAGUUCUUGGGUAUCACUCUGUUUGCGUUGGUUCCCAACACCACCGAGUUUUUGAACGCUAUCUCGUUUGCGAUGAACGGUAAUAUUGCGCUUAGUAUGGAGAUUGGAUCGGCGUAUGUGCUGCAGGUGUGCUUGCUGCAGAUUCCGGCUCUUAUCUUGUUUAGUAUUUGGAGUUCGAGCGUCAACGACAAUUUGCGCGACUUUUCAUUCACUCUCGUCUUCCCUAGAUGGGAUCUAGUCGUCGUCGUCCUCUGCGUCUUCCUCCUUUCCUACAUCUACGCCGAAGGCCGAUCCAAUUACUUCAAAGGCUCGAUCCUGCUCCUGAGUUACUUUGUCGUCAUGGCCGGUUUCUGGUUCAGCGGCCAGACCGGCGAGGCGCAGCUUUCGUCGAUCGGCGGCGCAGACAGCGGUUUUGGCGCAGGAUCGCCUUUUAUCAUGCCUGGCGGGAUUGGCAUGUUUGUUUAGUGUUGCGGAGGGCGAGGGGUCAUAAAAUAGAGCCUGAGAAGUGAGGAGAGUGCGUUUGCUUCCUCGUACGGGUCUCUAUAUCAUCUCAUACAUUUUUCAAACAGUUUGGUUGGCUUGCAGGCUGGCCAAAGAUCGGCAACUUAGUUUCUUUCUUUUUCACUUUCCAUCGUUUUUGUUACCUUUUGUGAUCGCACAUCAUCCUUCAUCGUUUUCAUUUCUUUUGUUUUUGUGUUCAUUCCUCUCUUGACGAAUCCCCAUACUUGUUUUGUGUUUUAUCGUGUGUUUUGCUUUUCUGUCACCGGUGUUGUGCUAGAGUCCAUACUAAUCAUUAUUCUGAAUUUUAAUCUUCUUGAGACUGCGAAACUGCUGUAGUGUAGACUAGAGGUGUAGCUUUGAUAGGAGGUGAGGUUUAAGUC
This is a messenger RNA of Myxozyma melibiosi, 3909 nucleotides long. RefSeq names its product Sodium/calcium exchanger protein-domain-containing protein. Gene Ontology annotation, cellular component: endomembrane system; membrane. Gene Ontology annotation, molecular function: calcium:proton antiporter activity. NCBI's taxonomy places the organism in Eukaryota, Fungi, Ascomycota, Lipomycetes, Lipomycetales, Lipomycetaceae. The record is from RefSeq and is a predicted model, not a curated record. Gene Ontology annotation, biological process: calcium ion transmembrane transport; intracellular calcium ion homeostasis. The transcript is spliced from 3 exons. The coding region runs from base 233 to 3493 and encodes 1086 amino acids.